Lagopus muta (rock ptarmigan) is the source of this 2534-nucleotide messenger RNA. It is a transcript of the gene TAS1R1, whose product is annotated as taste 1 receptor member 1. Gene Ontology annotation, cellular component: membrane. Gene Ontology annotation, biological process: G protein-coupled receptor signaling pathway; sensory perception of umami taste. Gene Ontology annotation, molecular function: G protein-coupled receptor activity. The record is from RefSeq and is a predicted model, not a curated record. The transcript is spliced from 6 exons. Bases 25 to 2523 code for a protein of 832 amino acids. Lineage: Eukaryota; Metazoa; Chordata; Aves; Galliformes; Phasianidae.
CGCGCCGCCCCGCCUGUCCGCGCCAUGCUGCUCUUGGUGCUGCUGUGCGCCCAGCUUUGCGCCGCCGCCCUCAGCGGCCGCGGCGAGUUCCGCCUGGCCGGGCUCUUCCAGAUCCACGGGCUGCGGCCCGGCCGGCCGCUGGCGCGCGGCUGCUGUGUGGCCGCCGCCUUCAAGAGCCACGGCUACCACCUCGCGCAGACCAUGCGCUUCGCCGUGGAGGAGAUCAACAACUCCAGCGCGCUGCUCCCCAACGUCACGCUGCGCUGUGAGAUCCACGACACCUGCACGGAGGCCGCCAACCUGCACGCCACGCUGCGCGCCCUCGGCCGGGAGGGGCGGCACCGCAUCGAGCUGCCGAGCGCCCUGCAGCGCUACGAGCCGCGGGCCGUGGCCGUCAUCGGGCCCGACAGCACCCAGCUGGCGCUCACCGCGGCCGCUAUCCUGGGCGUCUUCCUCGUGCCGGAGAUCAGCUACGAAGCCUCUCUGGAGACGCUGAGCCUGAAGCGUUUCUACCCGUCCUUCCUGCGCACCAUCCCCAGCGAUGGGCAGCAAGUGAAGGCCAUUGCACUGCUGCUGCAGCACUUCGGCUGGACUUGGGUUGCUCUGGUGGGCAGCGACAACAGCUAUGGUAGGGAUGGGCUAAAUGCCCUCUACGAGCUGCUGGCCGCAAGUGAUGUGUGUGUUGCCUACCGAGGUAUCAUCCCUGCGACCAAGGAUGCCAGCAGCCCAGAGUUCCACAAGCUGAUCCAAAUCCUUGUGGACAUCAGGGUCAACGUCACUGUUGUCUUCUCCAACAGGAGGAAUGCCCAGCCCUUCUUUGAGGCGGUGGUGCAGAAGAACAUCACGGGAAUGGUGUGGGUGGGCUCUGAAGACUGGUCUUUAGCCCAAACCAUCCGGCAGGUGCCCAGCAUCCGAAAUAUCGGCUCUGUGAUUGGCAUUUCGGUGGAGCAGGCAGAGCCCACAAUGCUGAAACGCCUUCAAUCUUGGGAAAAUGCAAAGGAACGUGGGGUGUCUGGAAGUGCUGGCAGCACAGGGCUGGUGGGGGAAAAUGGACCGAGCAGCAGUGAAGGAGUCCAGCUGAACUGCACCCAGCACUGCCCAGGAGGCCACUUGCUUGCUGAUACCCCAGAUGUAUACGACAUGCAGGCCUCUUACAACGUGUACUCUGCUGUGUAUGCGGUGGCCCACGGCCUCCAUGACCUGCUGGGUUGUACCUCAGGGGUGUGCAGCAAAGGCAGAGUCUAUCCCUGGCAGCUCCUACAAAAGAUCAAGCAGGUGAACUUCAGCCUGCACAAGAGCCAGAUCUCAUUUGAUGCCAACGGGAACAUUCGUAAAGGUUAUAACAUCAUUGCCUGGAAUUGGAGAGGCCAGAGUUGGGCUUUUGAUGUGGUUGGAGCUUUCACUGUGAACCCUGACCAGCUGCACAUUGACCAGAGCAAAAUCUUGUGGCACACAAAAGAUCACCAGCAGGCUCCUGUCUCACUCUGCUCCUGGCCCUGUGCAGCUGGGGAGAUGAGGCUGCAGCAGAAUCGCCACAGGUGCUGCUUCAGCUGUGUGGCCUGUCCAGCAGGGACCUUCCUGAACAGAACAGCCCCGUACGCCUGCCAGGCCUGCGGGAGAGACGAGUGGGCACCUGCAGGGAGCGAGACCUGCUUCAACAGGACCGUGGAGUUCCUGUCCUGGGCUGAUCCCCUCUGCUGGGUGCUGCUGAUCCCCACUGUGCUCCUGCUGCUGCUCACGGCAGGGCUGGCUGCCCUCUUUGCCCGGAAUGUCUCCACACCAGUGGUCAGGUCAGCGGGCGGCAAGAUGUGCUUCCUCAUGCUGGGCGCUCUGGCCUGCACCUGCAGCAGCAUCUUCUUCAACUUCGGGGAGCCCACCCGGCUCUCGUGCCUGGUGCACUUCCCGCUCUUCACCAUCAGCUUCACUGUCUUCCUCUCGUGUGUGGCAACGCGCUGCUUCCAGAUCGUCUGCAUCUUCAAACUGAGCGCGCGGUGGCGGGCACUGCACGAGGCCUGGCAGCGGCGCGGCGGCCCGGCGCUGUUCAUCGCGGCCAGCACAACGGCGCAGGCGGCGCUGUGCGCGGCGACGGCGGCGGCUUCGGGCCCCGCGGUGCCGCGGAGGCGUUACAGCGUGGCGGCCGAGCGCGUGGUGCUGGAGUGCGGCGCGGGCAGCGCGCCCGGAGAGACGGCCGCCAUGCUGUACAACGUGCUGCUCAGCCUGGGCUGCUUCGCGCUCAGCUACGCGGGGAAGGACCUCCCCGCGGACUACAACGAGGCCAAGUGCCUGACCUGCAGCCUGCUGCUGCACCUCAUCUGCUCCGCCGCCGUCCUUUGCACGCGGAGCGCCUUCCGCGGGCGGAGCGCGGCGGUGACGGCGGCGCUGGGCGCGCUGGGCACGCUGGCAGCGCUGCUGGGCGGUUACUUCCUGCCGAAGGGCUUCGUGGUGCUGCUGCGGCCGCACCUCAAUACGGCCGAGCACUUCCAGCGGGCGAUCCGCAGUUACACGCGGCGCCGCGACGACUGACGGCCGGAGCA